This is a messenger RNA of Penicillium canariense, 1143 nucleotides long. Its product is annotated as amidohydrolase family protein. Lineage: Eukaryota; Fungi; Ascomycota; Eurotiomycetes; Eurotiales; Aspergillaceae. Gene Ontology annotation, molecular function: carboxy-lyase activity; hydrolase activity. Gene Ontology annotation, biological process: secondary metabolic process. Gene Ontology annotation, cellular component: cytoplasm; cytosol. The record is from RefSeq and is a predicted model, not a curated record. The transcript has 2 exons. Bases 1 to 1143 code for a protein of 380 amino acids.
AUGUCGGAUCCAUUGAUCGUCGAUAUCCACACUCAUGUCUAUCCUCCCUCAUACAUUGAUAUGCUCCGCGCCCGCAAUAAGGUGCCUUACAUCCACGACGCAUCCGAUGGCGGGCCACCCCGUCUGAUCAUUCUCUCAUCAGACGAUGACUCAAACAUCCCACUCGACCAACGUGGUCGGCCGGUCGACUCAUCAUAUUCCGACAUCAAGGUCAAGCUCGAUUUCAUGGAGAAACAUGGCAUCGAUUGCAGCGUCAUUUCGCUCGCGAAUCCGUGGCUGGAUUUUAUCGGCGAAGAACAAGCUUCUGAGUGGGCGCAGAAGAUCAAUGAUGACUUGGAGUCGACCUGUUCACAGGUCAAUGGCGCCACGGAGCACAAGGGCAGGCUACCUCCCCUCUUUGCGUUCGGCACAUUGCCGCUUGGAGCACCCCAGCAGGUAGCAGUGGCGGAUGAGGUUCAUCGAAUCAGUGCUCUAUCACAUAUCCGGGGUGUAAUUAUGGGCACAACCGGGCGAGGCAACGGCCUGGAUGACCCCGAGUUAGACGUGGUAUGGGGAGCGCUCCAAGACACUCAGCUCAUGCUGUUCCUGCACCCGCACUAUGGCCUGCCGGACGAAGCAUUUGGGGGGCCCGAAAUUGUUCGUCGCUAUGGACAUGUCCUCCCACUAGCACUCGGGUUUCCGCUUGAAACUACCAUUGCCAUCACCCGCAUGUAUCUCAGUGGGGUCUUUGAUCGGUUCCCCAAGCUCAGAAUCUUGCUGGCUCAUUCGGGUGGCACGCUUCCCUUCCUUGCUGGGCGAAUCGAGAGCUGUAUCGCUCAUGAGCGGACUUUCCAAGUAAACGGGGGCGACAUUCCUGGGCCGCAGCGGAGUAUUUGGGAGGUGCUGAAAACCAAUAUUUACCUAGACGCCGUGGCGUAUGGGACUGCGGGAUUGAAAGCAGCAGUGGAAGCUGGAGGGGGAAGUGCGGAUCGUCUGUUGUUCGGUACCGAUCAUCCUUUCUUCCCACCUCUAAAUGAAAAAGAUGAAAAGUGGACCAGUGUGACUACCAACUACAAAGCCAUCAGUGCGUCGUUUAGUGAGGAUCAAGACGCAGUGGUUGGAGUAUUGGGAGGUAACGCUGUCCGUAUUCUCAACUUGAAAUAG